Lytechinus pictus (painted urchin) is the source of this 11488-nucleotide messenger RNA. RefSeq lists its product as uncharacterized. Lineage: Eukaryota; Metazoa; Echinodermata; Echinoidea; Temnopleuroida; Toxopneustidae. The transcript has 23 exons. The record is from RefSeq and is a predicted model, not a curated record. Gene Ontology annotation, cellular component: cytoplasm; nucleus. Gene Ontology annotation, molecular function: protein binding. Bases 259 to 7695 code for a protein of 2478 amino acids.
AACGCGACAAGGAAGAAAAUUGUGGAUGCGUGUAAUUCCGACCGGGAUUAAUUAAAGUUAUUAAAACUACUUUCUAAUUCGACGUGGAAGAUAAGCGGUGAAAGACUGGAGCUGUAGUCAACAGCAAAUAUGGCACAGGAUACAGCAAGUCCACAGAAGAAAAUUCAAAUCAUCAAUGGUUGAGGAUGGAAUUGGGACAGUACGUACUACAAGAACCAAGAGCCAUACCUCCAGUUUGAUUAGAGGAAAGGAAACAUUAUGGGGGAGCAUAAACCUGGAAACAAUCUUGAUGAUUUGCAGAGUACACUGAAUGCUGCUGCACAAGUUGGCCAACUGGACCUUGUCCAAGAACUAAUCGGUCAAGGAGCAGAAGUGAAUAAAUGCGACAAAGGAUUAACCCCGUUGAUUAUAGCUUCAACGAAUGGCUUUCUCGAUGUCGCCAAAUAUCUAAACAGUCAGGGUGCGGAAGUAGAUAAAGGAAUUGCAGACAGCUGGACCCCAUUACAUUGUGCCUCCCGCAAUGGACAUCUUGCUGUCUGCAAUUUUCUUAUCAGCCAAGGAGCAGAUCUGAAUGUACGUACCAGCGGGGGUCAUACACCAUUACAUCUAGCUGCUUGGAGUGGGCAUUUUGAUGUUACCAAAGAACUUAUCAAACAAGGAGCAGAGGUGAAUAAAGAUGAUAAUGAAGGUGAGACUCCUUUGCAUAUAGCGUCAAAGAAUGAACGACUUGACAUCAUCCAAGAACUUGUUACAGGAGGAGCCGAAGUGAAUAACCAAGGAAAUGAUGCAAGGACCCCGAUUCAUUUGUCUUCCCUCUAUGGGAAUCUUGAAGUUACCAAAUAUCUGAUCAGUCAAGGAGCUGAAGUGAACAGGAGAAAGGGAGAUAGACGGUCUCCACUGUAUUGUGCAGCACAGAAUGGUCAUCUGGCUGUGACCAAGUUUCUACUUGAUCAAGGAGCUGAGGUAAAUGAUGGUUUGUAUGAUGGCACAACGCCAUUACAGGCAGCUGUGAAGAUUGGCCAUAUUGAUGUCGCCAUAGAAUUGAUCAGUCAUGGUGCUGGAGAUGGUCUUGUUGAUGUUUUAAAAUUCCUGUUGAGUCAAGGAGCUCUAGAGGAUAAUCAUGGUCAUACCCUGUUACAACUAGCUGCUCAGAGCGGUCAUCUUGAUGUGACCAAGGAACUUAUCCGUCAAGGAGCUGACGUGAAUAAAGAUAAUGAUACGGAAUCAACCCCAUUGUUUCUAGCUUCAAGGAAUGGCUUUCUUGAUAUUGCUAAAUAUCUUAUCUGUCAUGGUGCUGAAGUUGAUAAAGGAAAUGUAAACAUUUGGACCCCAUUACAUGUUGCCUCACGUAAUGGACAUCUUGAUGUCAUCAAGUUUCUCAUCAGGAAAGGAGCAGAUCUGAAUAGAGGUACAAGUGGUGGUCAUACACCAUUACAUCUAUCUGUGUGGGGUGGGCAUUUUGAUGUUACCAAAGAACUUAUCGAACAGGGAGCAGAGGUGAAUAAAGCUGAUAGUACAGGUGAGACUCCUUUGCACCUAGCUGCACAGAAUGAACAACUUGACGUGAUUCAAGAGCUUGUCACAGGAGGAGCUGAGGUAGAUAACCACAGAAAGGAUGGUAGGACACCGAUUCAUAUUACUUCGCUGAAUGGGCAUCUUGAAGUUACCAAAUACCUGAUCAGUCAAGGGGCCGAUGUUAAUGAAGCAGAUAACGAUGGUCAGACCCCAUCACAUCUAGCUUCAGAAAACGGUCAUCUUGAAAUCAUUCAACUUCUGAUCAGAGAAGGUGCUGAUUUGGAUAAGAACAAAGCUGAUGGUGUCACUCCCUUACAUCUGGCUGUGAUCAAUAAUAACUUUGAAAUUGUCAAUUUUCUAAUAAAUCAUGGAGCCAAUGUGAAUAAGGUAAUCAAGAGUGGGCAGACUCCUUUGCAUAUUGCAUCUGAAAAUGGUCAUCUAGAAAUUACCCAGUUGUUAAUCAGUGAAGGAGCUGAUGUACAUUACAUCAACAAAUCUGAUGGAGAGACGGCAUUGUUUUCAGCCGUUUGUGAAGGUCACCUGAAUGUCACCAGAUACCUGAUCAAACAAGGAGCUAAAUUGGAUGUUACUGAAAAUCAUGUAAACUAUACACCAUUACAUAGAGCUGUCUAUGCAGGUCACUGUGAUGUUGCCAAACUCUUGAUCAGCGAAGGUGCUGAUAUAGAUAUUGCGGCAGGUUAUGGUUUGACUGCAUUACAUUUAGCUGCUAUGAAUGGGAAUUUUGAUAUGACCAAGUUUCUGAUCGGUCAAGGAGCUGAUAUUGAUAAGGCUUAUUCCGGUGGAUGGUUAGCCCUAGACCUUGCCGCAGCUGCGGGGCAUGUAAGGGUUUCUAGAACAUUGCUUCAUCGAAGAGCUGAGCUGACCGGGGAAAACACUGGAGCAAACCUGAACCUUUGGACAGAAUUGCAUUCUGUUGCAGAGAGGGGUGAUUUGGAUGCUAUGGAAGGUCUUGUUAGUCAAGGAGCUAAGGUUGAUUCACCGGGUUCUUUUGGUUGGACUGCCUUGCACAUUGCUGCAAGUAAUGGGCACCUUGAUAUGUUGACAUAUCUACUUGGUCAAGGAGCUGAGGUGAAUUCCGGAAAUGCCUUCGGGAGGUGUGCGUUGCUGAAUGCUGCUGACAAUGGACACCUGAAUGUCAUUGAGUAUCUGAUCAGUAAGGGAGCAGAUGUGAAUAAAGGAAGUUGCUGUGAAAUGAAUGCUCUACAUUUUGCAUCUAAUGUGGGCAAUUUAGAUAUUGUCAAAACCUUGAUUGGGCAUGGAAUGGGAGUAGACGAUUGUGAUGCUUUUGGAGCCACUUCUCUCCACAUUGCUUUGUAUGCUGGUCAUAUAGACACUGCAAAAUACCUGCUUAGCCAAGGUGCUCAACUUAAUAAGAGGAGUGUGUGUGACUCAGUGGUAGUACAAUUUGAUGGGCAAUAUAGUCACUAUGAUGUUUGCCGAUUUGGCAAGAGCCAUGUAGGUCAUAAGGGCAGUGGAAUGCUUGAAGCCCUCACAGUCUUCAAAGGGGCUCCAGAAAAAGAUCUGUGUGCAAGUAAGUACCAUGAUCAUCAAGAGGAUAAGCAAACUGAAGGUGGGAUGCAUAUAGAGCAUUUAAAAGUAUGUUAUAGUGACCUUGAUAUUCCAUCACUCGUUCUAAAUGAAGUAGGUGAUCAGACAUCACUUCAGUAUGCAGUAGAAGGGGGUCAUCUUGAGGCUGUCCAGUUUCUGGUCUGUCAAGCAGUUGAUGUGAAUGAAAGCAACAAAUUAGGCUGGACUGCUCUCCAUACUGCUGCGCAAACUGGGCGUCUUGACAUCGCAGAUUAUCUCCUUGAACAAGGAGCUAAAGUAACCACAACAGAUGUUGAUGGCAUCUCUCCUUUACAUGUUGCUGCAUUCAUUGGCCAUCGUGAUGUCACCGAGAAGUUUCUUAUGCAAGGUGCAGAAGUCGAUGCUCCCACCAAGGUGAAAGGUUCAAGAGCUCUGCAUGUUGGGGUACAGAAUGGCCACCUUAAUAUCGUAAAAGAUCUGCUCAGUCAUGGAGCUGACAUCGAUGCAGGAGACAGUGGCGGUUGGACCGCAUUGCACAUUGCUGCCCAGAAUGGUCACAUUGAUAUCCUGAAGUUUCUGCUUCAGCACCUUGCAGAUGUCCGCAAAGUGACCUCGAAGGGAUCAUCUGCAUUGCAUUUGUCUGCUGCCAAUGGACACGAUGAAGUCUCUAGGUAUCUACUGGAGCAUGGAGCUGAAGUAAAGAAGAUUAAACCUGAUGGGCCGACUGCUUUACUUGCUUCAGAGUCUGACCAACUAUCUGGGACAGGUCCAGAUGCUGGGUGUGCUGAUGAGCAGAAGAAAUUGCCUCCCUCUAAUGGCCAUGCAGAUACUGAGGGUAUAACAGGACAGGGAAAGCAGGUUGUUCAACAUCAAGCAGAGAAAGGCUGCACAGCUGUUUAUUUAGCCACAAAGUACGGCUACACGACCGUCGUCGAGACCUUGGUUGCCCACGGAGCAGAUCUGAAUGUCCAAUCCAUUGAUGGACAGACUUGUCUGCAUGAAGCCGUCAGACUUGCAGGUCAGAAGAACAGCAAAGUUGAAGAAACAGCAGCACUUAAGCAGAUCUCAGAUGAGUUUUAUCAAAGUGAACUGUCGCCCAGGCGAGCUCUUGUGUUCUAUCUAUUGGACCAUGGGGCAGAGCCCAGUACAAAAGAUAUCCAAGGAAAUCUUCCGGUCCACUAUGCCAAGGAUGAAAUUGUUCGUCAAAUGAUAUUCUCAAGAUCUCCAGAAAUCGAUGUUAUCACAGCCUAUCGAGCUGAAGAGUCGGUAGCUCAAGUGGCCCAUGAAGUCUCGGCUGAUGUCGGAUACGACGGUAAAGUUCUUGAGCUGGAACACCAUUGCAUUGUGAUGGUUGUUCCGCCAGGAGCUAUUGAACCGAACACAUCGUGCAAGAUCACCCUGUGUCUCGUGAGGGACCUCCCGAGCGUCGACAUUCAAGAUGACACCUCAGUGGCCGCCUACGGAAUCAGGUGUGAUCCUCCGAGCGUGGUCUUCCGUCAACCCGUCAAGAUCAGGAUUCCACACUUCACCCUCAUCACCAAUCCUGAUCAGGUCACGCCCGACAUCGUUUCCCAUGUGUGGGACGCAAAAAAAGGAUUGCCAAGAUUAUCAAGGACCAAGUCCUCUCCUUCACCUGACAAACUGCCACACUGCAUGGUUCUUGAGAAGCACCUGGAGUUGUACAUCAAUCACUGCGCUGAGUGGUGGGUACUUAUUCCUCUUGAACAACAGGUCGUCCAUCUUCAACUUCUGUGUACCCCAUACGUUCCGGAUCAGAUCGAACGAGGCAAAGGUUUUGAUGUUCACCUUUACCUCAAUGCAGAUAUCCCAGGAGUAGAUAUGGAGGUUGAGAAGGAGGAAAAGCAGCGUGGAUACCACAGGGCCCACCGCCCUUUCCCAGUCUCUGUUGAUGCUAGAUCUGGUGACCUUUCUGUGACCUUUGAUUGUGAACCUGAGAUUAAUCAAACUAAGCUGCUCCUGCUCAAAGAAAUUCACAGCGGAAUCAGGCAUUGCUUAUCACUGCCAGUAUCUUCCAGUGAAGAAGGCGCGGACUUCUCAGUUAUUAACGUUAUGAUUUCACAAGGGAGAAGACUUGGGAUGUCACGAUCGUUAGCAUUCCUUGUCAGGUGCACAGAUAACUCAGGAGCGGAGUCGACCGAGCCGGUUUCAUUUAUUCGGGCAGUGGAAGAGGCCUCCGACAGCGCUCUCCCCGAUAUUGACAUCGUCACGAUAGCCCAGUUGAUGACUGUGAAUGAGUUCUAUGAUUUGGGCGUGGCUCUCGGCUUCACCAUACAGCAGUUGGACGUUUUCGAAUACAGAAGAUUCCGAGACAGACAGCAAGCCAUCUAUGAUAUGCUAGUGGCGUGGAGGAAGAGACAGACCUCCGGGCGAGAGGCCAAGGAAACGUUUCUUUCGCUCAUGAAGUCUCUGGAAACGCCUCUGAAGCCAUCAGACAUAUCAGCAGCAACUGGCGAGGUUCCGGACAAGAUGCUUCUUGCGCUUGCCCGUCGGAUCAAAGCGGAGGAGUUCUUUGAGAUCGGUAAGAAGUUGGGAUUCAAUCUGACAGAACUACAACACAUACAGCAUCGCACGUGUGCCAACCGGAAGGACGCCAACAUCCAGAUGCUCUCCAGCUGGAAGGCAUCCCAACCGUCUGGACCGGAAGCGAUAGCGGCUUUGAAACUUGUCUGGAAAUCCACCCAAGCGGCAUCAAAAUCUGUGAAAUCAGAGGAUGAGGAAACUUUGCGUGAAAAGAUGCCAAAUGUAACAACAAAACGUGUUGGUAAACAUCCACCCACCGAUAAAACAGAGGCAGAGUUCGUGGAGAUCAUCAGAAUCACAGAUUUAGAUCAGCUUAAUUCUAAAGAUGACAUCAGUAAAUCUGGGGGAUCCCCAACGACACAGGAGCUUUGUAAUGUCGCAAUGGCAGUCAAGGGUUUGCCAGUGGCCUGGGAACUUGGAAGAGCUCUCUGCCUGGAGGACGACGUCGUCGCCGGAUUCCUUGAGCUCCCGGACCCGUCGGCCCUGAGUGACACCGCAAGAAGGCUGGUUGAGGAAUCGUUGAAUGGUUUAGAUCGAAUGGGCAGGGGCACCAAAAGGACUGAGCUUCUGAAGGAAUACAAUCUUCAUCAAAGCCCAAAAGAUGAGGCUCUUGAAGACCUCUACAAAAAGAUUUCUUCUAUGUCCGACCUCCUGCACCUUGCUUCAUACCUUGGCUUCGGUUCUGCGGACAUCAUGCACAUCAUAUGCAGGACGGUGACCUUGCCCAUGCACGUCGUACGUCCGGUUGUUCAUCAGAUGCUUAUGGAAUGGCUACGUAGAGGCGGCACCCGUGUGAGGCUUCUGGAGAUCGUACUUGCUUUCCAUUUCAACGAUGCAGCGGAGAGCAUAGCUGCAACUAUCAAGGUAGAUCCAAUCUUUGUGGAGUUGAUCUCAAGCAGCAUCUUAGAUCAUAGAGGAGGUGUCGUCGAGCUGGAUGAACUGGGUGUCCGGGUGUCCAUCCCUUCCGGGGCGCUUCACCGGGGAAUGAGAUCGGUGGUUACCAUCAGGGUGCCAAGCGAGGGCGCCGCAAGGGUUCCUCUUCGGGAGGGCGAGGUACUGAUCACGCCGGUUGUGGAGUGUUCCUUGACCCAGGAGCUUCUCAACCCAGCCACGGUGGUGCUUCCGCACUGCAUCGGUCCAAAGCAGAGAAGAGAAGGGUCUGGGAUGAUCCUCUACACGAAAACAGGAAUAGGAUCCUUCAAUCGGAGAAGGUUGCUCUUGCAUUCAUCAAAAGGCUUCCAGUUCACCAAAGACAAGGUGGAAUUCACUACGAACCAUAUUCAACUCUGGGCCUUGGCAUCCACCAAUCUCGUUGGAGUUCAGUUCCGGUAUGCAGCCUUCCAGCCGAUCAUCAUGCCUAGUUCCCGGAAAGCUGUACUGCGUGUUUACGUCAUUCACCCAUACAAGAGAUGUAUCAAGGACAUAGAAGGAGAGGAAGAACAGUUGGCAGAACCUUUCUGCCCUGUAACGAAGGCUACCAACUUCUCCUUGGAAUCUACCACGAUGGAUAUAUCAAUAUGUUUCAGUGACGGCUUCAAAGACCAACAAAAAGCGAUUUCUGUUAAGAAUCUACUAGAGGAGGAAAGCAAUAUCCUGAGCUUUGAGCUUGAGUUCUCUCCAUGUGAGGAUGGAAAGAAGAGCUUUUGUUUCUCGAUCCAGCAGGGGUCAUCCACGCUUGCAGAACAGAACCUCAUUACUUCAAUAGAAGUUGAACCGGAUUAUGGAGUUCAUGUGACUGAUGAGCAAGGACAUCAGCACUAUGCUUCGGACACGCAGCUCAAAACCUUGACAAACAUCCUCUCCGUACCCAAUGAGGUGCAGGGUCUAGGGUACCAGCUCGGCUUCACGCAUACGGCCAUUGAGCAGUUCCUCAACAGACGGGAUGCGACCUUCAACAGCGUCUCAAAAUCGGGGUUCGAGGAGAUGCUCCGGGACUGGAGACGACGGAACAGACCGGGAGAUCAGGUGGAUAAAUUACGUAGCGCCAUGACGGCUGCUGGGCUGGAAUCUGCAGCGGACGUCUUUCUCCGUGGCCGUGAGUCGUCGGUGAAGUUUGCGCAACUCAGAAGAGCCAUCCAGGGAAAAAUCUAACAAAAACCUUUAAGGCACCUACCUACUUUGGUGUGAGAUAUUGUCAAAACUGCUUAUUGACCACCAGGGGCCCGUUUCUCAACACCGCCAUUAGUCUAACUUCUUGACUAAAUCGUAGAUAGUGAGCUACUUGUCCGCUAACCGUUUCACGAAGCCCUCUUUGCCAAGAUCGGGGACAACAACCUGACUGAAUAUUUAUGACACCUCCGAACCUGUCGUAACUUCUUUCGUAAUGACGUAGUGGCAUCACGUGGGUAGACUAUGACAUGCAAAAGUGCCUCGAAAUUUGAAAAUUAUAAUCUUACGUAAUCAAUCAUAGAAGUUGCAAUUACAUUGCAACACAGGUGUGAUAGAUCAUUCAAUAAUAAUUGCAAUGCACAGAAACUAUAAAAACUGUUGGUAAAACGCAACAAAACUGCUUUAUUGACCACCUGGGACCAGUAACACUGUGUUGAGUGAUUAAUCGUACGCUUGAUUUUCACGAUUAAUUGUACAUUGUAGUCAUUGGAAAUCAAUCAUAAAAAAGAUGUUCUACAAUGGUUGCUAAAGUUGGUGGUACGGGCUCCUGUAUGCCAUGACUACCUGUCUAUAAAGAACACAAGAGGGAAAGAGAUUGCAGUAGAAACGAACGGAACAAAGAUAGAAAAAUGUUGGUCUGCCAGUAGUCCAAUGCUAGCUGAUUCUUUGAUGCUGGAGAAACGAGGAAACGCUGUGUGUGAACCAUCCCUUUCCAGCUCCUUUUCCCACUUAAACAAAAAACUGGUGGCCUGCCGGUUUGAAGCAACUUUGCCAAUUUCGGGAUUGCACUGAAACUAAAUUAGUUCAAGUGUGUCAUAAUAUUGUCGCAUGAGCAGUCUAAUUCUGUUACGAACAUUUCAGGAAUGUGUGUGCAUCUUUUUUUUUUACCUUAAAGUCUUUCAUCACCUUUUCACUUUCAUUCCGAUUUCCAAUACAUUCAUGAUGGUUGGGUGUUUGAUUCCUGUACGAGAUGCUUUGCUUGAAUAAUAUUGCCUUUUUUUUUCGUUUUGGGAAAACAGUGAAUUCCGUUUCCAGGUAUCUAUCUGAACAAACUUAUUACCAACAAGUGGAACUCAGCUUUUAUAUAUUGUACAUUCAUACUUGAAAAAAAAUUUAGAUGCAAAUCUCUAUGCAGAAAUGUGGUUACACUUCGUAAUUCCGAAGGUUCAUAAUUCCGAAGGUUCGUAAUUCCGAAACACGUAAAUUGCCUAUACCUCGAUGUUCGUUAAUCUGAAAACGUAAAAGGGUUCGUUAAUCCGAACAUUUGUGGCGUUAUUCCGAAGGUUCGAUAAUCCGAAAACGAAAUAAGGUUCGAUGUUCCGAAGGUUCCUUAAUCCGAAAACGAAAUAAGGUUCGUUGUUCCGAAGGUUCGUUAAUCCGAAAACGAAAUAAGGUUCGUUGUUCCGAAGGUUCGUUAGUCCGAAAACGAAAUAAGGUUCGUUAAUCAUUUCUUUUUCGGACUAACGAACCUUCGGAAUUACGAACCUCAUUUCGUUUUUGGAUUAAUGAACCUUCGGAAUUACGAACCUCAUUUCGUUUUCGGACUAACAAACCUUUGGAAUUACAAACCUUAUUUCGUUUUCGGAUUAACGAACCUUCGGAAUUACGAAUCUUCGGAAAUACGAACCUUCGGAAUAACAGAACCUUCGGAAUAACGAAGCUUCAGAAUUACCAAUGUAUGCGCAGAAAUGUAUUGUCUCUUAAUACCUACAAGUUUCCUUAAGAUAUAAAAUGAAAGAGAUUUUUUAUCCUAUUUUUUUAUGUGUAAUUCUAUUAGAAAUAUCUAUUUUCCUAUAUUUGAACAGAUAAUUUUUGAAUAAUUAUUUGUCUUCAAGGGAAAUUCAUCUCGUAAAAAAAUCAUUGAAAUGUCAUUUUCUUUAAAAAUAGAAAAUAAUUUUUAUUGUACCUUCAGUAUAUCAACAAAUUAUUUCACACCUGAUCCUGAAAGGAAAAAUAUAUAUUCAUCAUGAACCAUUCAAAAAUUGAAAUUUAUGCAUUCUAUAUUAUAUAACAUGAGACAACUGUUUGUGUAUGACGACAUGAAUCAAAACAAAAAAAGUUUAAUAAACUUUUUUUUACCUUGGAUGGAUUUUGCUCAAACCUCCACCAAUAUUUUUUACUAUUUUUUCUUGUAUUUUUAUAGAAAAACAUUUCUUCAGGGUGAACUUCCCCUUGAAAUCUCUUCAUGACAACUGAUGACAUCUUCAAAGUAUGAUAUUUAUGUAAUUUCAUUGUCAAUGUAUCUAUUUUCAAACUAUGGUGUAAUUUUCAAUAUGAUGUUUUUCUUCAAAAUUUAAAUAUAUUUUUUUUAUGACAUACAUUUUUCAUUAUAUUUCCUUUUAUUUUAAUGUUAUAAUUUUUUAGUAUGAGAUAUAUUUAUCAUGAUAUGUUCUUCAAUUAUCUGUAAAAAGAUGAUUGAUCUUUUUUUCAAAUCUUUCUCAGAAAACAGUGAAUACUAAUAUGUACCCCAUAUUGGCAACUUUUACAUUUGUCUUUCACUAAUACAUAACAUUUGUCUUUCACUAAAAUAUAACAUUUGUCUUUCACUGAAAUACUACAUUUGUCUUUCACUGUAAUAUAUCACUAUGUAACUGCCAAUUAGAAUUAUUUUGAUCAGAUUUUUUAUUACAUAUUUUCAUACAUAGAUCUUUCUGGUAAAAAUAGAUUAUAAACAUGUUUAGUUAUUUGAUAAUUUGAAUUUGUUCACCUGUAAUACCCACUGACUGUGAAAAGGGCUGAAAAGUACAAGAAAUUUUUUUAUUAUAUGAACACAGUACUUAGAAUGCAGUACUAUUUUUUUUUCAUAAUGAUAAUGAUAAUAAUUGUACAUUUGUAUUGCGCAAUUUCUAUAUGUAUAUAUUCUCAACUGCACAUGCACAUUACUAUUAUUAUUACCCCGGCUAUAGCCGUGCUGCCUACAGGCGUUCUGGCAUUCAAGGAAUUUCUUCCUGCCGGGUUCCCAUUCACCUCACCUGGGUUGGUUAAUUUCUUGCUGAAUGUAAACACGUCAUGGCUGGGAAUCGAACCUACAUCCCUCAGGCUGAAAGGCGAGAGUCCUAACCACUAGACCACGGUGCCCCCACACAAUUUUAAGAUUUUUUUUAAAGAUUAAGUAGGGUGUCAAUGCAUAUAAACAUGGGCAUGUCCGGUGAUUUGUAAAAGAAAAUAUGUACACAGAUUUUUAAAUUUAUUUUUAUUUUUUGGGGGGGAGGGGAUCUUAAGUUAAAUUCAGUGAUUUCGUGCACACUUAUAGCGAAUUUUGUGAAUAUCUUCAGUAAAAAGGGUAGGUGUUUAACUCUAAAUGCUUGCUGCAGCUCUGACCCAUAAUACUUACGAUUAUGAUGAUGCAAAUGUAACCCGUAUCACAUGCACUACGACUGCCAAUUGAAAUUAAUCUGAUCAGAUUUGUUUUCCCAUAUUUUCAUGCAUCGAUCUUUCCGGUAAAAAUAGAUUGUAAAUGAAUUAACUUUUAGUUUUCUGAUGAUUUGGUUCGGUUCAUCUUUGAUUCCAACCGACUAUGAGAAACGCUGAAAAGUACAAGAUUGACAUUUUAAUGAAAACAGUACUUGGAUUGCAAUACAAUUUUAUUUUAAAAGAUUAUUGUGACAUAUGUGAGAUGGUGUUGAUAAACUUGAUUCAAACUGAAAAUACUAGAAAUAUAUGGAUGUUAACAGCCAUAAAGUAUACAUAUUUUUAGUAUUGUUUUGAUCAGGACCUGAAUCAGUUCUCAACACUCAUCAAGAGCGAAAUAAAGGUUGUUUUAGGAACAGGCUAA